GGAUUGCAUUUGUUUUUAAACUGUUGACCAGAAAUAAAUAUCAACUGGGCGUAGGAAUGACCGUCAUGGCGAAGGUCAUUACUAGUGCGGAAAUUUGUGAGAAUGCAAAAAUGGCUCGCGACAUGGCUCUGGCCGGCAACUAUGACGGCGCGAGCAUUUACUAUGAAGCCCUAAUUCCGUCAUUGCAACGAUUCACGGUCAACAUCAGCGAUCCAAUGAGAAAGGGCAAAUGGACUAUGGUUCAACAACAAAUAAAUAAGGAAUACCAACAGAUGAAAUCUAUUCAAAAGGAGCUAACAGAAAUGACGAUGGAUUUGCACAAUGCUCCAUUCCGUCGACCGCCCACACGAAGCACAGAAAAUGAAUACAAAGAUCCCGCAGCAUGGUUUCGGCCGGAUCCAGAUGUUUGGGCGCCGCCAUUGCAUCAUGAUCCCGAUGUGUUUGCACCUCCGAUCGACCGUCGACCACAACAGCGUCCAAGUUCGAAUCGUAAAAACGAUAAUCGUAAGGGCCCACAGUCCAAAUCAUCGGCAACUGCAAAAAGUGCGAAAAAAGGAAGCGCUUCAAGUCAACCGAAUACAGCCCGAAAGAGACCGACUGCAAAUGGAAGCACUGAAUCUAGUCAAGCAAAGGAUGAGGAACACAAAGAUGAAGAGCCAGCCGAAGAGGAAAAGAAAUUCGAAGCAUCCAAUCACAUGGAAGGCGACCUUGUUGAUAUUCUCGAACGUGAUAUUUUACAAAAGAAUCCAAAUAUUCACUGGGAUGACAUUGCUGAUUUGACCGAAGCCAAGCGACUGCUUGAAGAGGCCGUUGUGCUGCCCAUGUGGAUGCCAGACUAUUUCAAAGGUAUUCGACGUCCGUGGAAAGGUGUUUUGAUGGUUGGUCCUCCAGGUACUGGUAAAACUAUGUUGGCUAAAGCAGUAGCAACCGAAUGUGGCACAACAUUUUUCAAUGUAUCAUCAUCAACGCUGACUUCAAAGUAUCGCGGUGAAUCCGAGAAAAUGGUUCGAUUAUUGUUUGAAAUGGCGCGUUUUUAUGCUCCCAGCACAAUAUUCAUCGAUGAAAUUGAUUCGUUGUGUUCGCGUCGUGGUUCCGAAUCGGAGCAUGAAGCAUCUAGACGUGUCAAGUCGGAGCUGCUAGUGCAAAUGGACGGGGUUGGUGGUAGUGAGGAAGCGUCCAAAGUUGUGAUGGUGUUAGCAGCAACUAAUUUUCCAUGGGAUAUUGAUGAAGCGUUGAGACGUCGUCUUGAGAAGCGUAUUUAUAUUCCCUUGCCCAAUGAUGAAGGUCGCGAAGCGCUGUUGAAAAUUAACUUACGUGAGGUAAAAUUGGAUCCAAGUGUUGACUUGAGAAGUAUUUCCCGUAAAUUACAAGGCUAUUCUGGUGCUGAUAUAACGAAUGUGUGUCGCGAUGCAAGUAUGAUGUCAAUGCGACGCAAAAUAGCCGGUUUAAAACCGGAACAAAUUCGACAGUUGGCCACCGAAGAGGUUGACUUGCCGGUAUCCACAACAGAUUUCAGCGAAGCCAUCAGCAAAUGCAAUAAAAGUGUGUCCAAACAAGAUUUAGAGAAAUAUGAAAAAUGGAUGCGGGAAUUUGGUUCAUCCUGAUAACACUCAAUCGGCGCAUAUACACACAUUUGAAUCAACGGAAUCUUUCAAUCUAUUUAAUUCUAACACAUCGAUCAUGUAACAAUUUAAGAAACAAACAAUAAUGCCGCAUCAAUCACUAACGGUGAACACAUUUCCCGUGUGCGUAUAUUGUAACUGACCAGCCAGUUAACUAAUUUCGGAAAAAAAUGAUCGAAACUGGAAUAACCGUUUUAUUUUAAAUGUCUGAACAACAACAAUUGAAACAUUUGCUCACUUAUAACACGAAAAUUUAAAAAAAACAAAACAACUUAAAUAUCAAUUGUACGAAACAACAUUCUAUUAAUUUUAAAUUAAAACAAAACAUAAUUUUAAUUCAAUCUCCAAAUACAAAAAUACUAAAAACCAAA
Molecule: messenger RNA, 1993 nt
Organism: Sitodiplosis mosellana (orange wheat blossom midge)
Lineage: Eukaryota; Metazoa; Arthropoda; Insecta; Diptera; Cecidomyiidae
Gene: Kat60
Product: katanin p60 ATPase-containing subunit A-like 1
Exons: 8
Coding region: 57-1604 (515 amino acids)
Biological process (GO): microtubule severing
Cellular component (GO): microtubule cytoskeleton
Molecular function (GO): ATP binding; ATP hydrolysis activity; microtubule severing ATPase activity
Source: RefSeq, a predicted model, not a curated record